This is a messenger RNA of Rotaria sordida, 731 nucleotides long. The record is from the annotation of a GenBank genome assembly. Lineage: Eukaryota; Metazoa; Rotifera; Eurotatoria; Philodinida; Philodinidae.
UUUUACAUGACGCUUUAAACCGAAAAUCACGAUCAAAGCCAUAUACUAUGGCAUUAAGUGCACGUGUUGGACGGUCAGCAACAAAAGAACAAUAUAUAUUUUUGAAUCGUGAAUCAACAUCAGGUGUUAAACUUAUUAAUUCUUAUCUUUAUCAGGAUACUGAAGAUCGUUUUGAACGACCACCUUUUAUUGGCACAUUCGAAGUGACUAAAAGAAGUACAUCAGGUGUUAAAUAUUUUACUAUUAUGAAUAUUCAUUUAAAACCUACUGCUGCUUAUCAAGAAUUACUUGAUAUGCGUUAUGUUAUAGAAGAUUUUAUUAUUAAUAAUUCUCAAUAUUUUAGUGAAACAUCAAUAUCAUUAGCUCAAGCUUUAGAACAAAAUGUAAUUGGUGCAACAUCUAGUAAUAAACCAAGUUUAAAAACAAAUCAUCCUAUUUUAAUUAUUGGUGACUUAAAUGCAGAUUGUUCAUAUAUUUCACUCACACGUCAACAAUCACUUCGUUCUGUUGAUUAUGCUGAUUUUGUAUGGAUGAUAAAUAAUGAAGUUAAAACAAAUACACGACAAACAUGUACCUAUGAUCGUAUUCUUGUUAAUGGUGACAAAUUUGUUAGAGCUAUUGUACCAAGAAGUAAUACAACCGUAAACUUGCAACAACGCUUUGGUAUGACAUUGGCUCAAGCACUUGAUAUUAGUGAUCAUUUUCCAGUUAAAUUUGAUAUUAAUUGGUAA